AUGUCCGACCGCUACGACAACUCGCGGCGCCGCGGCGCCCUGAAUCACUGGGUGCCGCUCGUCCUAACGCUGACCAUUGCGACCGCCGGCAUCGCUGCGUGGGCUUGGAGCCAGCGUAACCACGACGACGACUACGAGGACGAGGAGGGCGAGCACAGCGGCUUCAUGAGCGGCGGCAACGGCAGUGGCCCCAACCAAGGCUCUGGCCGUCCAAGCAACCAGCAGCGGCCAUACGGCGACGUCGACUACGACCACGCCGACUACGGCGACAACCCGCCGUACGGCGUCUCGACGCCGCAGCCGCCGGGCAGCGCCGUUGGGAACACCAUCAACCUGGCCGAUGCCUCCGGCUCCUACGUCGGCGGCGUCCCCAAUGCGCCCGGUAGCGGCUGGGGUGCGCGCAUGACAGAUGCGCUGAACCGCACGGGCAGCCCGCAGCACUGGGUUGGCAAUGCCAGCAAGGCUGUGACGGCCGGCAUCUCGGCUGCGUCGGCAGCGGUGGGUGGCGCUCUUGCGUCGAUCCGCGAGGGCGACAAGGACGCGUAUGCCGACCAUGAGACCUGGUCUGAGGAAGCCGAUGCGCGCCAUGAGCGUCCGGCCGCCGCCGCUGCUGCUGCGUCGUCGGUUGCAGCGCCCUUCGCCAAGGACGUCGUUGGCCGGAAGCGCAAGACGGUCGCUAUCGUCGUGUCGGCAGCCCACGACCUGGACGUCGACGAAGACGGCUUCCACGAGCAUGCUUCCAUCCUCUCGUACAUUCCCCGCCAGACGGACUUCUCGCGCACACGGAUAUUCGUGCUCGUCUACGCGCCCGGUCUCAAGGACAGCGCCUUGCUCGACCCGGGGGCGUCCAGCUUCCAGCAGCCCAACUCGCUGAGCUCCUCCUUCUCCAACAUCGCUGCUGACGCUGCUCAGUCGCCCAAGCAGGAGGCCAAGGCUCCGUCGGCCAGCGUGGCCUACAACGCCCUCCACUCGCAGGCUCUCGCGCUUGUCGAGAAGGACUCGGAGAUUAUUCCCUUCACGUCGCCCAACGGCCACGCCCACAUCCUCCACCUCCUCGAGCCCGACGUCGUGUACCUGCAAGAGUCUCUGACCGGCGACAACGGCGCCACCGUCAACCAAAUCCAGAACUGGUUCCGCAACGACAUUAUUGUCGUUGUCGGGGCCGACAACGGCCACGGCGGCCUGGCCGACAGCGAAUCGGAGGCCGAGAAGCCGGCCGGCGAUGCUGCCGCAGCGCAAAAGUGGUGGGAGCGGGAGGACCGUGUUGGCCGUGGCCGUGGUGUCGUCGUCGUGGACGGCAUGCGUGUCAACGACGACUGGCUGCGCCGUGUGCAGAACAAGGAGUAA
Sporothrix brasiliensis 5110 is the source of this 1347-nucleotide messenger RNA. RefSeq lists its product as uncharacterized. Bases 1 to 1347 code for a protein of 448 amino acids. The record is from RefSeq and is a predicted model, not a curated record. The transcript has 2 exons. NCBI's taxonomy places the organism in Eukaryota, Fungi, Ascomycota, Sordariomycetes, Ophiostomatales, Ophiostomataceae.